Molecule: messenger RNA, 3574 nt
Organism: Cricetulus griseus (Chinese hamster)
Lineage: Eukaryota; Metazoa; Chordata; Mammalia; Rodentia; Cricetidae
Source: RefSeq, a predicted model, not a curated record
UUGAGCACUAGUUCCACCGAUGAAUAGAGACUCACUAGUGUGGGUGGCCAGGGCAAUGCUGGACUGCACGGCUACUUAUCAAAUGCCAGUAACUGGUGGGCCACCCAUUCUUCAUGGAAUGAAUAUUUUGGUGCUGUUUGGGCACCAUCACUGAGUUGAAGCCAGGAGUCUAAAUGAUUAAAAAGAUGGUACCACCCCAGCCCUUGUCCAGGUCCAGCAUUUAAGCAGAGGUAAAGUUGGAGUCAGGGCUAGCAGGAAGCCUCAGAGUGUCGGCACUUCAGAGUGAAGAGGGGGAGCUUCCUAGAGGAAGAGGUUCCAGAUAAGAAAAGCAGGAAGUCCUAGAUGGGAGAACAGGAAGUCCCAGGUAGGAGAACAGGAAGUCAAGAUCGGUGAACAGGAAGUCACAGAUAGGUAUCCUGGCAAUUUAGGGUGGCUGUAGGUAUGAGAGUUUUGAGAAUUUACCUCCGAACACUAAAAAAUUAAAUUACGUCUCCUGCGGCUGAUUCACACAUCCAUUUCAGAGGAUGAGUUUUAUGUAAUGCUAACAGGUCAUUUUCAUGUAAGAGAAAAGGCAAGUUGACUGGAGUCUCUCAAAGUAAGAAACGUAUUCAUGUUUGAAUGCGAUGGUCUGAGUUAUUAGCAUUUCAGAACAGUUCGGCUGGUUCCCUCCUGCACUGGAGUAAUAGCACCAUCCCGCCUGGGAUUUGAUGGUAUUCUAAGGCAAGGCUACCCUUACACUCCUGGCGGAGCCUCCAGUCUGGGGACUGCAGCGUGGUGCUGCUGGGCCAAAGCUGGAGGAAGAUACUGUGUAACCACCUAAAGGAGAAAUUGUUACUACAUUACAACCGCAGUCUUCUCCUCCUGUCUGUCUCAUUUUAGUCAAUGUAACUCUGCAAAGCUAAGCAAAGCUUAGCUGCCUGCCUGACUCCUUCACAACACUGCACGUUCCUACUUUCUUCGCCAAUCUCCGCACACAGACAAAUGUAGGAAGGAUCAGCUUUAGGAAGCUAACGAUGGCUUGAAAGUCUUCAGUUCCGUUUUCUUUUCAUAAAUGUAUUUCGCCUUGUGGAUUGAGCUACUUAACAUGUCUGCGACUGACCACUUGCACCAUCUCUUCCGCUACAAGAAGAUUUUGUUUAUCACUGGAAGGCUAUAACCCAUUACUACAUAGAAACUUCAGAUGAUAAAGCCCCAGUGACUGAUACGAACAUUCCUUCCCACCUGGAUCAGAUGUUAGACAUACUGGUCCAAGAAGAAAAUGAGCGAGAAUCUGGAGAGACGGGGCCAUGUAUGGAAUACCUGCUCCACCAUAAGAUCUUGGAAACAUUAUACACCUUAGGGAAAGCCGACUGUCCUCCAGGGAUGAAGCAGCAGGUUUUACUGUUCUACACCAAGCUUCUGGGAAGAAUCCGGCAGCCCCUGCUUCCACACAUCAAUGUCCACAGGCCUGUGCAGAAAUUAAUCCGACUCUGUGGUGAGGUCCUUGCAACGCCGACAGAAAACGAAGAGAUUCAGUUCCUCUGCACUGUGUGUGCCAAGCUGAAACAGGACCCCUACUUGGUUAACUUUUUUCUGGAGAACAAGUCCAAGUCACUGGCUUCCAAAGCAACUCUGAGUGUCACCACAGAAGACGCCUCCACUGUGUCAGCAGACAGCAGCCAGUGCCACCAGCCUCAGGAGCUGUCAGGAGCCACUGGGGCGGGGCACACAGAGUCGGAGGAUGAGCACCCUCACUACAUGGAUGACCUGUCUGCAAGCUUGGACGACCUCAAUGUCACCUCACUGCCAGAGGCCUCCGCCAUUCCACCAAAGCAGGAUUACAACCUAGUGAAUUCUCUGUUGACCCUGACAAGGAGCCCUGACGGUCGGAUAGCCGUGAAGGCCUGCGAGGGCUUAAUGCUCUUGGUGAGUCUGCCGGAGCCUGCGGCCGCCAAGUGCCUUGCUCAGAGCACCUGCUUGAGUGAGCUGCUGACCGGCAGACUCACCUCCCUGUACAAGGCCCUACCUCAGUCAGUGGAUCCCUUAGACAUUGAGACUGUGGAGGCCGUUAACUGGGGGUUGGACUCGUACAGCCAUAAAGAAGAUGCCUCGGCUUUCCCAGGGAAACGAGCCUUAAUUUCAUUUCUCUCCUGGUUUGAUUAUUGUGAUCAGCUCAUCAAGGAAGCACAAAAGACUGCUGCUGUUGCUCUCGCCAAAGCCAUCCAUGAAAGGUUCUUCAUCGGCGUUAUGGAGCCUCAGCUGAUGCAGACCUCCGAGAUGGGGAUCCUGUCGUCAACCGCUCUGCUGCACCGCAUUGUUCGGCAAGUGACCUCGGACGUCCUGCUUCAGGAAAUGGUGGUCUUCAUCCUGGGAGAACAGAGGGAGCCAGAAACUCUGUCAGAGAUAAGCAGGCAUCCCCUAAGACAUAGGUUAAUCGAACAUUGUGACCACAUAUCUGACGAGAUAAGCAUAAUGACCCUGAGGAUGUUUGAGCAUCUUCUACAAAAACCCAACGAGCACAUCCUUUACAACUUGGUCCUAAGAAACCUUGAAGAAAGAAACUAUACGGAAUACAAACCUUUAUGCCCGGAAGACAAGGAUGCAGUGGAGAAUGGGCUGAUGGCAGGAGCCCUAGAUCUGGAGGAAGAUCCAUUAUUUACUGACAUUUCACCAGAUAACACUCUGCCUAACCAAGAAUGGAUCAGUUCACCCCAUGCCAGCCCAGACCAUCCCAAAAAUGAUGGCAAGACAGAAGUCCAUAAAAUCGUCAACAGUUUCCUCUGUUUAGUACCAGAUGAAGCAAAGUCAUCCUACCAUGUUGAGGGCACUGGGUAUGACACCUACCUCAGAGAUGCUCAUAGGCAGUUCCGAGACUACUGUGCCAUCUGUUUACGAUGGGAGUGGCCUGGUGCCCCCAAACCACUGGAGAAGUGUGACUUAGAAGCAGCCUUCUUUGAAGGACAUUUUUUGAAAGUUUUAUUUGACAGAAUGGGAAGAAUUCUUGAUCAGCCGUAUGACGUGAACCUGCAGGUGACCUCCGUGCUGUCCAGACUGUCUCUCUUCCCGCACCCACACAUCCACGAGUACCUUCUGGAUCCCUACGUGAGCUUGGCCUCUGGCUGCAGAUCCCUCUUCUCGGUGAUCGUCAGGGUUGUUGGAGACCUGAUGGUUCGGAUUCAGCGCAUUCAAGACUUCACCCCCAAGCUUCUCCUGGUCAGAAAGCGACUGCUCGGUUUGGAGCCCGAAGGCCCCAUUAUUGACCACGUCACGUUGCUGGAGGGCGUGAUUGUCUUAGAGGAGUUCUGCAAGGAGCUGGCGGCCAUUGCCUUUGUGAAAUACCAUGCUUCCACCACACCCUGAGUGGACAUCACCAUGCUUCGGCCACAGUCACCCAGGUCUCUGGGAACCCGAGUUACUGUGUACAUUUCAUCCGAAAAACCCAGCCACGAGAGGACAGAAAGCCGUAUAAAUGAAGUUGCAAUCCACGGUGUGGCUGCUGUUGGCGGAAGGGCCUGAUGUCACUUCCCCUGGCUCUGUCACAGUCCUCUGUAUAAACCACACGUUGUUGAAACCCGGGAUGCAAUCAGAACUUGAA